Molecule: messenger RNA, 5008 nt
Organism: Ceratitis capitata (Mediterranean fruit fly)
Lineage: Eukaryota; Metazoa; Arthropoda; Insecta; Diptera; Tephritidae
Product: mucin-5AC
Exons: 9
Coding region: 93-4781 (1562 amino acids)
Cellular component (GO): extracellular region
Molecular function (GO): chitin binding
Source: RefSeq, a predicted model, not a curated record
AUUUUCCGCUAAAAAAGAAUAAUCAACGUGUGGCCAAUUCGAGCAGAGCAGACUUGUAGCAGAUAGUUACGGCAGUUAUGAGGAGACCUAAAAUGUUUGGUCUACCAUUAGCGCUGCUGCUAGUGGCGAUGUUUGGUGUGUGUCAGGCGCAGGGCACCUUCGAGGAUGCGGAAACUUCAAAUGAUGAUACGAGCAUUAAUGCUCAUCAACAUUUCGAUUUACGUCAUACGAUUCCCGGUGAGCCUGAAGUCGAUUACCCCAUUUACAGUGAAGUGCCGGAAACGAGCUUUGAGUGUGCAGGAAGGCAUGAAGGCUACUACGCCGAUAUGGAGACCCGCUGCCAAGCAUUCCGCAUUUGCGCGCACACAGCACGCAGUGUGCACGGCUUCGGUUUCCUCUGUCCGAACGGAACGCUGUUCAGUCAAAAGAAUUUCGUUUGCGAUUGGUACCGCAACGUCAAUUGUGCUGAAUCCGAGCAAUAUUACAGUAAAAAUAAUGCGAACCGUAUCGGCAGCAGUUAUGAUAUGAUGGAAAAGGUACGUCAAAUGAUGGAAUACCCCAUGAAGACAAUAUCGCGUGCACUACAAAAUAAAGGUAGCAGCGUCGCAAACCAUCCGAUUGCACCACAAGUAUCACAUCACACACUGAAAAAACAAUUGGAGCUCGCCGAAGGUGGCACGGAUGUCAGUGAAACAGAUGAGGAGACACAAUCCAGUCGUGAUAGCAGUCAACGCGCUUAUCUGGCACGCAAACAGGCGGUUACACGUGCACAGGUCGAAUCGGUUUCGAAGAGUCAACAGUCAGCGCACCAAGAGGAUACAGUCACGCAACAGCGCAAGCGUCUACAGCAACAACGCCAACAACAACGCACCGAAACUGAAGUUGAGACGACGAAGGUGACAAAAGUGCAAAGUGUUGGUACAGGAAAUGCACACGAUGAAGAUGUUUAUGUGAAUAGUUUGGGAGAAUUAUCCUCUGAUCCGGGUGUGAAUUUCAUGCAUGAUUCGGCGCGCAUUAUAGCCGAGUCGCCCAGUCGCACGUACAAGUAUGAGAAGAACGCAAAUUUCGCUGAAAGGGUCAAUGUUGGCUUGAAUAACCUCGCUGAUGGCACAGCUGCCGGUGAUGUGAUUGCACCGGAUUAUGUUAAACACUUACGCACCGCCGACGAAGAUGCAAUUUUGGCCGCAAAUAUAAAUAAUUUACUUGAAGAGGUAUCGGCUGAUGUGGAUACCAGCAUUUCUGGUUAUCAAGUACCCGCACCAACGAGAAAUAAAACAUCGUUUAGGUUCCUAAGUCGCGGUUUCUCAUCACAAAGUGAUCGUUCGAAGCGACCACCCUACGAGUAUGCCAAACCUAAGCAGACGGCAAGUACGAUACGGUUUUCGCCUAACGAGCUACCCAUCGACGAUACUUACAAAGACACUAAAGAAUUCUCAAAACCAAAACCAACGGUGAGCUCAGCGGAUAUCAAUGGCACCACUUUUGAGAGUAACGUUGAGACAAUGCAAUUUAUUAUUAUGACCACCACACCCGCUCCCACAUCCACGUCAGUUGCGUCGACCGAAAUACCGAAAGAAGCUGCUACGAGUACCACUGCCAAAGUAAGGGCAAGUAUAAUUGAAGUUGGCGAUGGCUUGUCUCUGAGAGAUACUACCGAAGAGUCUAACGUCACCACUACGGCAGCACCGACUUACGUUAAUUCAGAGCGUUAUUAUUUAAAUAAUGUGAGCACAUUAUCACAAAACUUAGAUUAUAAUUUCUUGAGUCCUCCCGCGUCAGAGUCGGGAGAGGGUGGCAUUGAGUCGUCUACAGCUGACGAGCCGACAUUAUAUGAAUUUAGUAAUUUUGAAGGCAGCAGUGGAUCAACGCAGACCGUUACGGAAGUAUCGACGAACAUGGAUGAGGGUUUAAGUCGCUUGGCGCUAAUCGAAACGAGCACGGUGAGCGCAACCACGCCACAGUCUCAAGAAAUCGACGAGUCUGCGGAUGUGUAUGCAAACGUUGUGCAGCAGCUACUCUUUCCAACACAAUCACGAGGGACGACAACUAGUGCAACAAUUCGUAAAGCAAACACCGCCAGAGAGCAUCCAAUUGCACACACAUUUCCGCCAAUUGUUGAUGAAGAGAAAUUGACUGUUGAGGAUCAAGCGGCCAAGCUCCUGUUGGCUGGCGUUAAACUGACAAAACAUGACAAUCAUAUAGACGAUGCAAACGCACUCAGGUCGAGAGGUUCUUAUAGUGCUAGGCUGGAUCCAACAAUCGGCGAAGCUGGUGCACUGCUCAUACAUGUGGACGAUGAAACUAUAGCAACUAACUCAGACAUUGUCGAUCCGGACGACGUAUCUAGCACCUCUUCAAGUACUACUACAACUACAACCGCACAGCCUGAAACUAGCACGAGCAUCGUAGCGAGCCUCAGCGAAGGCGGCAGCUUCCAAGAGCGCAUACGCAAUUAUCGACGUUUAGCGUCGCAGCAGCGCGCAACUGUCAAACCAUUAGCUCAUUUGCAGCAUAAUCAACUAAACUCGGGUAGAAAGUCAAAAACUACAACAACAAAGCCACCCAGCAGCAGCACAACAGCAACAACAACGCGUAGUUACUUAAAGCGUGUCGCAGCAAGUCGUCUACGUUUGUCGCGUCUCUCGGCGGCGAACAAUCGCGUUGCGAACACAACCAUAAGCACAACCACUGAUUCGGCCACUGUAGAGUAUAGUAAUAGCAACAACAAUGAUAUUGAAUCAUCGCAAACGAGCAGGAAAAUUGCGGUGCGCAAUAUAGAUAAGGAGCUUGGCAAUGUCGAUGGCGGCAAACGUUAUGACGGGCGCGGCAAUUCCUUCGACAGUGAUAGUGCACAUAAGCGCACCACCACGAGCGCUCCAGCAGCGGAAGAUGAGAGCAGCAGCAGCACAGUGCGAAGCUGGGACACCGUGCGUAAUAACUUGAGACGCUUUCAAGUGAGCCGCAAGCCAAGCACUGUUUCUACUACCACAACGACCUCUAGACCUGCACGCUCGGAGACUAUUUCAACGCGUCGCGGUGCGCUGCGUUCACGUAAUCGUUUCGCUAAUUUUAAAACGCAAGCAAGUGCUGCGGCAACAACAACUUCUACGCCAAUAACAACUUAUGCUCCAACAACAACCAGAACGUCAACAACGACCACAGCAGCAACCGCAACAACUACACAAUCGACUGAACCUAGUACCACGCCAUACCUACUUAGUCCGACACCAAAUCUAGAUCAUUUAUUAAAAUCGAUCACUUCAUCGGUCUCUUAUUCCACCUCAUCUUCAACAAACACGCAAGCGCCACUGAGUCUUCCUGAGUCCUACCAAACAUUUCCUUUGACUUCUUCCUCUAGCUCAUCUUCUUCCUCUUCUGCUUCUGCCUCUGCAAAUGCACCUGCCGUUGAUUUCACUUUUUCUUCACCACCUUCCAAUGCGCCCAGCGCCACUUACACACAAGAUGAUACCCCAACAUUUCUCGAAUUCAACAAGCUAACACGUGCCAUUGUUGAUAACUCCGUUUUACAGAAUUUCCGCUCCCAACAACAGCAGUUAAGCCGUCCGCCUGCUGCCUAUCAUACAACACCAGCCGCCGUUGGGCGCUCGCUAGCCCUAGAUAGCAAUGCGCGUGCUGUUAGCAACUUUGCUGUGUUGCAGAGCUAUAAUAAGCUGCCGCCGCAAGCUACCGCUCAGCUAACGUCAACGCAGCGCCAACCACAGCAAUCACAGCAACAACUGCUACAACCACAACCACAACCGCACCGUCAACCACCUACUUCGCCUGCGCCGAGUAUUGUUAUUGCGCGCGCCGAAGGUCAACGCAUAGCACCGAGUUCUCUUACGUCUAUAAUUUCGGCGUUGGCAACACAGCCCCCCCCUAAGACUACGCCGUCAACUCCCUAUGUGGCGCUCGAUGAUUUCCUCACGAAAAAGUUCGCUCAAACCGGACAAGGUUUCACGAAAACGAAUGCAGCAGCAGCAACAACGAAACUAACUAACAUAAACUACAACAAUCAACUACAGCAAUAUAAGGCAACACAAAGUCAGCAACAGCAACAGAAUAUACAACCAUUGUAUCAUCGCGUCGCUCCGCAACCGCUGCAACCUCAAAAGGAGCGACAGCCAACCUUUAGUGAGCAAUUUCAGCAGCAACAACAGCAACAGCUGUUACACCAGCAACAGCAACUGCGACAAUUGCAGCAAAAUCAACACAUACAACAACAGCAGCAAUUUAAUGGCAACACAUUAUACCAAGCAACGUAUCAGCAGCAAGCAAAAUCCUUGCAACAACCAACACCAACAUCAGCACAAAAGCCACAACAACAAUUAAUUUCAAACCAAUUAUAUUAUCCACAACAACAACAACAAACCUCACUCAUCACAUCUAACUUUUUCAGUAGCUUUAAGCAAAAUCAACAACAACAACAACCACAAUUCCCACCUUUCUUCACAUCAGCCAGUGGCACGCGACCACAACAACAGUUGGCCUUUAACGAACUAAGUAAUAACAUCGUGCCACCCGAACACGACAAGCACUUCAAUGUACAACUACCAGCGCUCACAGCCGGUCUUAUACCAGCACCAACACUGACAGCACAACGUCGAAUGGACGUUGUGGAUGUAGCAGAAAGUGAAAGUGCUAGCAUUUUUCACGAUCACAACAGCGGCGCUGGCGGUGCCUAUAAUGGCGUGAGUUCUUACGAUGUGCCACUAAGCAGCAUCGGUCGUCUACCAAAUGAUAUAACGCAUUUUUUACGGCGAUUACGCAAAGUUAAAUAAUGCGUGCAUACCACUAGAGAUGCCAUAACAGGGAUAGCGAGCAAAAGUACGCAGCGGGAAUAGUUGGGCAAAAAGGCAAUUAUUUUUUUGCCUUCUCGAUUGGAAGUAUGACAUUGUGUUUCCUAUAAAUCUAUUGCCUAUAAUAUAAAUGUAUUUUUAUUUUUUUUAUUUAUUUUUCUUUUGAAUUAUUCACUUUCAUGUUUUAGUUCAAUUUAAAGUACGUGUAA